AGGACUAUUACCAAUGUGACACUAUUCGAUAAUACUUCGGAGAUCUCAGAAAUGGAAGGGGAUCUUGCUAUCUUGAACGUAAGUGACGGCUUCAAGCUCGACGCUUGCGCCUCCGCGGCUUGUCUCCCCAACACCAACGAUGUCUUCAACAGAGGUGACAGAUGCCGUUUGACAGGCUGGAGAAGAGAAACUCCAUCAGCUAUUCCCGUUUCUCACCAACAAGCAUCUGUAAUAUUACUACCAUCCCAAACAUGCCAAACAAUCUACAGCAGCCUAGACCCCAGCAGGACCAUAUACACUGACACUGUAUGCACGGUCUCAGAGAACGACAACUUGGCUCCUUGUGAGGAUGCCAAUGGUUGGAUGUUGGUAUGCGACAACAGUGACGGUAGGGCGACGUUGGUUGGUCUUGCGACUCCUGGCACUGACUGCAUCACCACUCGACCUAGUAUAUUCCAGGGGGUCCAGAUGCAUUUGGACUGGAUAGAGAAACAUAUUCCUUCUGAAGAUGUUGUACAAGGCCUUUAAA
Haliotis rubra (blacklip abalone) is the source of this 529-nucleotide messenger RNA. Its product is annotated as polyserase-2-like. Gene Ontology annotation, biological process: proteolysis. NCBI's taxonomy places the organism in Eukaryota, Metazoa, Mollusca, Gastropoda, Lepetellida, Haliotidae. Bases 52 to 528 code for a protein of 158 amino acids. The record is from RefSeq and is a predicted model, not a curated record. The transcript is spliced from 4 exons. Gene Ontology annotation, molecular function: serine-type endopeptidase activity.